UCAGAGUAUUUCCGGUUGUCAGUGCCACAGCGCGAAAAGCGACAAUGGACCCCGAAAUCUUGCUCCGUUUUUUAUGUACAUUUUUAAUUAUCGACGAGCUAAAAAAACUGUGUCGCCAUCGUCAUCGCCGGCAUCUUUUGCACUCCAGGUUCAUCAGAGAAAAUCAUAUCCAGACAAGGCCAUUGUACUGCAGGAUUAACCAAAGUGUACCAGUCCUGGACCAUUUUUUUAGCCAGGAGGAUCCAAGGCCUGAUUUUCGGCUAAGCAGGGAGUCUCUGGCAGUGUUGCUAAAUCUCCUGAACCAGGAUCGGCGGCAUGGAUGGGGUGCCACAAUUGAGAUCCUGGUGUUUCUUUUCUGGUUGGCAAGUGGAGCAUCCUACAGGGUGGUCUCAAGAGUGUUUGGGAUGCCUCGUUCUACUGUCCACUACAUCGUCCACCGAGUCACAAAAGAGGUGUUGGCCAUUCGCUACCAGGUCAUCCACCUUCCAACAACCCCAGAGAACCUGGAGGUAGUGUCCCGUGGGUUUGCAGGGCUGGCACGCCACAGAGCCUUUAUGAAAGCGGCUGUUUGUGACCAUCGGGGCCGCUUGGUGCUCCGCCACAGCCCACUGUACAGUCAGUCAGUCUACCCUCCUCCAGGGCAUUUCAUCCUCGCAGAUGGAGGGUACCCAUGCCUCCAGCAUCCACUCCCCCUCAUCACACCCUACAAGAGGCCAGUCCAAGGUGUGGGAGCCCAGCGCUUUAACAGCCAUCAUUCCAGGGCACGCUCCAUAAUAGAGCGUGCUUUUGGGAUGAUGAAGAACCGGUUCAGGGCCAUCUUCCUGCAAGCGCUGGAGGUGCACCACACCUAUGUACCUCAUCAGUCUCAGUUCCCCCAGCUUUCACUGCAAUCCUCAAAGCCCUUCUGGACACAUUGGGAAACCUCUUCCUUGCUGCCACUAUAACAAACAAAAGUCACAGUUCUAUUACUUUUAUCAGAGUUAAAAUAAAAAUAUGAUUUAUGUUAGCUGGCUUCAUUUAGCAAACAGAUAUUUCUGUUUAUAUAGAUACAGAUAUUAAUACAGAUAUAUUUUACGCAUAAUUUUACCCCUUUUUUUUCCUAGAUGGAAAGUC
This is a messenger RNA of Oreochromis niloticus (Nile tilapia), 1113 nucleotides long. RefSeq lists its product as uncharacterized. The record is from RefSeq and is a predicted model, not a curated record. The transcript is spliced from 5 exons. Lineage: Eukaryota; Metazoa; Chordata; Actinopteri; Cichliformes; Cichlidae. Bases 45 to 944 code for a protein of 299 amino acids.